AAAACAGACUGCUAGCGUCUGGCGUUCAUGCUUCCCUCAGAAGACUCCAGCCUGACCGGAGAUGGCCCAGCAGCACAUGUGGAUCUGGUUCCUUUGCCUGCAGACCUGGUCUGAAGCAGCAGGAAGAGAUGCAGAUUCGCGCCUGGUGAAUGGAAUUCUUGGGGAGUCAGUUACUUUCCCCUUAAAUAUUCAAGAGCCACAGAAAGUUAAGAUCAUUGCCUGGACUUCUAAAUCAUCCGUUGCUUUUGUCAAACCAAGACUCCAAGGAGCACCACCUGAAGUUAUUGUGACCCAGGUGGCUUAUGAAGGACGAAUAGAUGUCAUAGAACAGAACUAUGACCUAAUCAUUAAAAACCUGAGAACGGAAGAUACAGGAACUUACAAAGCAGACAUAAAUAUAGAGAAUACGCCCACCAUCACAAAACACUACCAUCUUCAUAUUUACCGUCGGCUUGGAAAACCAACAAUUACACAGAGUUUAAUAACAUUUGUGAACAAUUCUUGUAAUGUCACACUGACCUGCUCUGUGGAGAAAGAAGAAGAGAAUGUCACCUACAGUUGGAGUCCCUUUGGAGAGAGAAGCAACGUCCUUCAAAUCUUCCAGUCCCCUGAGGAUCAAAAACUGAAUUACACAUGCACCGUCCAGAACCCUGUCAGCAGCAGCUCCAGCUCUGUCACUGCCCAGGAACUCUGCACAGACAUUUCAAGCUUCCACCUCCGCCAUGCUGCGUUGCCAAGUGGACUGGCUGUUGCUCUCCCUCUGCUUGUUCUCAUUCCAUUUUCAGUGUUUCUCUUCUAUUUUUACAAGAGAAGGCACGAUGGGACUGACCUGGAAGGUGAUGUCUCAAAGGAAACAGCAUACUCUGAAGUUUCAAGAAAUGCUCAUCCCAUGGAGUCCAGAAUCUAUGAUGAAAUCCCUGAGGCCAAGGUGCUGCCCCGCAAGGAAGAGCCAAUGAGCACCAUUUACUCCUCAGUGCAGCCUUCUGAGAAGGUGUGGAAAAACAACAUGAAGGAAGACAGACUUCCCAAGACUUUGCGUAAUGAAAUUGUCAUCUAGGUGAGCAGACAGCGUUCUCCCACCAGGAGCUGAAGUUACAAGCAGCAACAGGACAUGUGUCCUGGAGACCAAGACUUUCUCUGGCUGUCCCAUACCAUGGCGUUCCAACUCACCACCUCCAAACACACAGGCAGAGCAGGAAACCUUCUGUUAUUGGGCAUUACUUGUACCCAAACGGGCUUGUGGACACUUGUCCUUACUUAUCAAAUCCUUUCUAUGCAAGAAGCAAGACAGAGUCCCUAACAUGGUACCUCCCAAACUUCUUCACAUCACAGAAGAUAGAAAAGUUAUUUUAUGGCACACUGGAUGAAAUCAUCAAGGUUGCUCACAUUUAAACAAGACUCAAGAUAGCUGGGAUUGUCAGCUCUGCCUGCAGCAUCACUACCCGACAGCUGUGGGAAGAUAUCAGUCAAUAUUUUGAACACUUGGAUGUUCUCUGAAGAUGCAACGUGUGUAAGGAACCCUGAUGCAAGGCCUCCACAGUUGCUGCAGUACCUUAAGCAACUUAGGAGAGGCAUGCUUGGAGUAUAAGUAAACCCUCACUUGAACACAUGGCAUGGCAAGCCAAGUAUAGGCUACCCCUACUCAUUCCUGAAUUCAGGAGCCAUCAUGCAGGACACAGCUGCUGAGUUGUGGCCCUCAGCCAGGCUGAUACAUUCUCUAGAGUACAGACUAGACUGCUGGAGAUCUUCAGAAGCCUCAUAAGAUUUCCUGUCUGGCCAUGCUUUCCUUCCCUGUUUAUUACUUCAGACAGCCUCAGCAAGGAGACACCAUGCCGAAGAGCCUCACUCUCCAAAAAGAAAUGGCCAGCUACAUUUCUGACACCCUGAGAGAAGUGGGUGCAACCAAACCAUCAAACCAAGAGAUCUUGAGGACUGCAGAGUCAUGCACAUAAGAGGGAACCUGGGAGAUGACAUUGCAGAUGGUGAAACUGGCUUCACCCCAGCUGCUGUUUCAGCCAACUCAGACAGGCACAGAGUUCAAGCUAAGGAGGAGCUCCUUCACCCCAGCACCACCCCACACACACACAAGCUCAAAACCAGCUGCCAGUCAUGAGGAAGAAUUUCCAUCUGGACAGGGCAGCAUGUGAUCAUUUGAGGCCAUGGCUAUCUUUUGUGUCAACAAUCCUUACCAGCUAAAUCUCAAACGUCCAUGAAUACCAGGCUCCACAGUAGGAAUGAACUGUAUUUGGGUACAAAAAAGUUGUGUGUCCCACAAAGGUCCUGGGCACAUUUGAAAGGGUGGGAGGUACUACUAACUUGUCUUCUGAAAAGGUUAAACUGAUUUUUGUUUUCAGUAAGUGUGCUGGUGUCCUUAUACCCUCACUCUGCUUAUCUGACAGGUGAAAUUUUUCUCCCAUAUGCCCAAAUAGUUACUGUUGAUUGUAUUCAUUCUGUUUUGAAAAUUUGUUGAUAUCUGUCAGGUUUCAAAGAAACCUGGAACAAAUGGAUAACUGAGUUGCCUGUUAGCAUACCAAAGAGCACCACGCUGGCCAGGCCCACUCAGCCUGUGGCUCCUCUCUGCUCUUCCCACCCCACCCCCUUAGCCUAACCCUCUCCAGCCCAGGGGCUUCACUUCCCUU
Chionomys nivalis (European snow vole) is the source of this 2639-nucleotide messenger RNA. It is a transcript of the gene Cd84, whose product is annotated as CD84 molecule. The record is from RefSeq and is a predicted model, not a curated record. The transcript has 7 exons. Gene Ontology annotation, cellular component: external side of plasma membrane. Bases 62 to 1057 code for a protein of 331 amino acids. Lineage: Eukaryota; Metazoa; Chordata; Mammalia; Rodentia; Cricetidae. Gene Ontology annotation, biological process: positive regulation of monocyte chemotactic protein-1 production; positive regulation of tumor necrosis factor production; T cell activation.